AUGAUAGCAAAAAAACAAGAUGUCGCAGUAAUGAAAAAAUCGUUGAUGAUAUGCGAGAACCAAGAAAAGAUUGACAGGAAGAAAGGUCUUAUCAAGGAAGUGAGUAUUAAGCCCGACCUUAGUAUUGAAUUGUAUCCUGAUGUCCCAGACUUCGCAGAACAACCGAUAAUCCCACACCGAUACAAGAUCACGGAAAAAUUGAUGACCUUGAGACCAGACACCAUGGGGAUAAGGUUGAGAGUAAAUGCUGUAAUUCUGGUUAAUAGUAACAUGUGUGUAGUUGCUAAUAUCACUAGGACUGGACGGAUUAAAAGAAAUAUGGAGUUGAACAGUAAAAACAAGUGGAACUGCAAAACAGAAACUAGCGUGACACAUGGAUUAACAGUAAUGAGAGCGAUGAAGGAUAUCAUAGUUCAUGAAGGAUUGGAUAUAGAAACUAUAAAUGGAAUGGCAUGCCAGUUUCAGAUUAACAAUCACAAUAAAGACAUAGGAGUAAGCAAACAAACAAUCCACCCUGGUUGUAGAAACCCCGAUACACUACAUGAUGAAGGACAAGAAGCCAAAGAAUGCAAUAUCAAAUCAAGACCAGCGAGUAUGCAAUCACAAAUUGACUGCACUGCUAAUCCAACCAGCAUCAUUUCACCAUCCAAUACCCUAUCAUCACAAGUAAUGACAAGCAAACAUUAG
Acaulospora morrowiae is the source of this 687-nucleotide messenger RNA. Lineage: Eukaryota; Fungi; Glomeromycota; Glomeromycetes; Diversisporales; Acaulosporaceae. The record is from the annotation of a GenBank genome assembly.